Molecule: messenger RNA, 1044 nt
Organism: Adineta ricciae
Lineage: Eukaryota; Metazoa; Rotifera; Eurotatoria; Adinetida; Adinetidae
Source: the annotation of a GenBank genome assembly
AUGCAUUCAACAGCACGUCUCGAACAAUUGCCUGUUGAAUUACUCUUAAUUAUAUUUUCGUAUUUGGAAGGCUAUGAUUUGAUCAAAGCCUUCGCAAAUCUCAACUCAUUCUUUGAUCGUCUUCUUCAUUCAUCGCAAGUUCAAAUACAUUUGCGUGUGAAUGAAGAUAUGAGUGAAUUUUCACAUAUAUUUAUUAAAAAUAUUCGAUCGUUGAGUGAUGAUUCAUAUCAUAAACACGUUUCUCGAUUUAUUGAUUUACAUAUCUCUCAGCUCAAACAACUUCAAUCUCUCACAAUUAACGUGGAUGAUUAUGAUGACACUCCUAUUGUUUCAAUUCUUCCAAAACUUGUUCAUCUCGAAUAUUUAAAUAUUCAAUGCGAACGUUCACGUCAAGGUUCAAGUAUACUUUCGGUUAUCGUUUCGUUGCCCACACUUCGCGUCUGUAUUAUCAAAGCACGUCGUUGUAGUAUUAAAGAUAUAUUGGCGAUUGAUCCUGUACCAUUAAAUAACUCUAUUGUUCAUCUCAAUGUUCACACCAGACUUCAAACAAGUUGCCUUCAUUCUAUUCUUCACCGAUUAUCCUGUUUGCGUUCUCUACAAGUAACAUAUUUGACUCGCAACACUUCUUCAUUACUGCCGCAGAGCAUCUUUGAAAACUUAAGAAUGAUAACGUUCACAGACAUGAGCAUAAAAGUCUCUGACUUUGAUGAAAUUCUGCAAAAACUACCAAAUCUCGAGCUAAUUUCAGCUGGGCCAAUUCUGGUAGGGGAACAUAAAUUUGAAGAGAUGCUGCUCGAUCAACGAUGGAUGAAAUCCUUCGAUCAUAUCAAACGAAUUGAUAUUGAAAUUGAAUGGUCUUUCUUCAUGGAAGGAAAAAAAGAAGAUAUGCGUACACGUCUUCCUCAAUCCCAUCCAGGACUAAGGGGACCUUGGCAUCAAUACAUCGAUGGAUGUGAUAACGAACACGCCUUUUCUUUCUUUAUAGAUUUUAACAGAAAUAUGAAGAAGAGAAACAAAUGGGGAUUAGAACGAGACAUUUUCUAA